AUGGUGUUAGUUUUGAUAGAUCCUGUUUGGUAAGAAUUCUUGACUAAGCAAAUCGAAGACAUGAAUCGCUAUAAGAUGAGGAUGUUUGCAUCCCUAUCUCACGAGUUAAGAACACCAUUAAAUUGCUCAAUUUCGAUGUUAGAAUUUUUGGAAUCUGAUAUUAUUAACAUCAGUAAGUAAGCUACAUAGAUAUUAACAAAUAAUAUGUAGCGAUAAUAGAGGCUAGAGAAUUCAUAAAUAGUGUUAGGAACUUCAUAUUAGUAAUUUUAAGGCUCUUAACAAAAUUGUAUACAAUAAAACAAUUCAGGAUUUGGUAAUUCUUUGUACUUUAAUUAAAAUACAUUGAAUGCCAGCCAAGCUGAAGAAAGCCACGAAGAGAGUUCUUAUAGUCUAUAUAAUAUCAGACAUAGUUCAUAGCUAAAAAAUAUUCAAAGUAACAUAAACAACAAUAACAACAACAAUAACAGCAACAACAAUAAUAAUAAUAAUCCUCAGACUACCAUGAAUAUUUUUUAUAAUGGAAGUAGUAAUAAUAGCUUUUAAAACUUCUUUCAAGAUAUAAAAAGCAUAUAAGAAGAAUGUGAAAGAGUUAUACAAUCUUAUCUUAAGCCUGCUUUAUAUAGCUCUAAAUUACUUCUAAACUUAAUCAAUGACAUUUUAGACUUUGUGUAAAUUGACAGUGGUAAAUUUAAAUUCACAUUCAUUUAAUUUUCUUUGGAUAAACUGCUUCAUGAAUGCAUAGUAUUGAUUAAUCUGCAGGCUAAAUCAAAAAACAUAGAGCUCUGUGUAGAUUUUGAUCAGAAUAUUCCACAAAAAAUUGAAUCAGACCCUAACAGAAUAAGAUAAGUUUUACUAAAUUUUUUGAGUAAUGCUUUAAAAUUUACUGUACAAGGAAAAAUAACCAUUUAAGCAAAAGCUGUUGCAAAUAGUUAAAACCUAAUUAUGCUUUCUGUAAUUGAUACAGGAAUAGGUAUUUCAGAAAAUGAUAUCAGAAAUAUAUUUACUAUAUUCAACAAAGUAGAUUUAGGAAAAAACUAAGAACUAAAUAGCUAAGGAUGUGGUCUUGGACUUACUCUUUCAAACUCAAUAAGCAAAGGUUUAGCUCCUGAGCAAUUUGGAGGAGUUUAAGUUGAGAGUAAAGUAGGACAAGGAAGCAAAUUUUCUUUUGUAAUAGAAGAUCAUUCUGCUACUAAACUUUCGAAAAAGUAAAGCUGUGAUGUACUAGAAUCUGAAGAGGAUGAAUCCUAUAGACCAAAAACUAUUUCAGAAAAUUUUAGAAAACAAUUUAAGUCUCCUUCUUUUUCAUAAAUUUUUGAAGGAGGACAAUACAUUACUGAGUAAAGCUCUCCCUUGCAAAAACAAUAAAGCUCAAACUAAUUCAAUAUGCUUUUCAGUGAUCAAUAAAGCUAAAAUAAUAAUUUUAACUUAAUUCAAUAAAAUUUAUAUUAAUAACCUUAAAAUAAGAUUUAAAAUUUAAAUUUUUAGUAAUAAAUAAAUAAGUUAUCCAACGCUUAUGAUAAUAUAACUUCGAAAGGAGAAAAGGAUAUGCAUAUGAUUUAAUAAAUUCUUAGUGAAAAUGGUAAAUGUAAUUGCAUUUAAAUUUUAGCUGCGGACGACAAUGAGUUUAAUUUGAUUGUGAUUGAAAACAUUCUAAGAAAGUAUCAUUUAAAUUCAGAAAAUUCAUGCAAUGGUCAAAUUGCAUAUUAAAAGAUAUUGACCAGAAAGCAGGAAAAUACAUGUUGCCCCCAUUACAAAUUAAUAUUUAUGGAUAUAGAAAUGCCAAUCAUGAAUGGAUAUUAAACUUCACAACAAAUCUAUGAAUUAUAUUAAAAAGAUGGAGCACUCGAAAAAAAACCCUAUAUAGUUGCAUGCACUGCAUAUGUAGGAGAAGAUGAUAAAAAACUUGCUAAAUAAAAUUUUAUGGAUGACUUUGUAACUAAACCAAUCUAAUCAAAUAUUUUAGAGCAAGUAUUAAUUAGAUAUGUUUCCUACUAUUUAAAGAAUAAUUUGAAAAAUAGAGAUUGA
Molecule: messenger RNA, 2025 nt
Organism: Tetrahymena thermophila SB210
Lineage: Eukaryota; Ciliophora; Oligohymenophorea; Hymenostomatida; Tetrahymenidae
Product: ATPase, histidine kinase-, DNA gyrase B
Exons: 3
Biological process (GO): phosphorylation; phosphorelay signal transduction system
Molecular function (GO): phosphorelay sensor kinase activity
Source: RefSeq, a predicted model, not a curated record